Messenger RNA from Elaeis guineensis (African oil palm), 2580 nucleotides. RefSeq lists its product as uncharacterized. Lineage: Eukaryota; Viridiplantae; Streptophyta; Magnoliopsida; Arecales; Arecaceae. Gene Ontology annotation, cellular component: nuclear pore. The record is from RefSeq and is a predicted model, not a curated record.
AUGGUUAGAGAUCAUGCUGUUGACAUGCACAGGUCUGAAGUUCUAAUUGAUCCAAGCUCCCGUGAAAUGGGUGCCAAAGAAAAUAGAGUGGAAAGAGAUUACCGUUCGAGUGAUGUCGAAAAAGAAGUCAGACAGGGAAAGGAAGGAGAAUCAGAUUAUGAGCCUGCAAGAGAUUCUCUUUCAUCUCAAGGGGAGGCUCAGAGUAAUGAAGAUAACAAGGUAAAAAGAGUUUCAAGGGUUCCCAAAAAACUUGUGAAAAAAGAAUCAGCGGAAAAUCGUCCUCAUGCAUCAAGAGUUGGUACUAAUCGUCCAGAAUCCAAAAAUCUGCAAUUUAAAAUGUCAAAUAAUAGUCAAAGGAAACCUCAAAAACCAAAUGAAGCCGCUUCAACACCUAAAAUUGUCAAUAAUAAGAAACCAGUGAACAUGAAGAUCCCUUUCAGACCUUCAUCAGAGUUAUCUGAAGAAACUAAUGGUAAGACCACUGAAGAGGUUAAAGAGAUAGAUAUCUUGGAUGAGGCUCCAAAUUGUGAUCAGAGUGUUGAAACAGAUGAAGAAACAGUUGAUGCAGAAGAAAAUAAUCCAGAUGAUGACAGAGCCAGUACAUAUCAAAAAAUUAGUGAGAUGGAACAAAGAAUUGAGAAACUCGAGGAGGAGCUCAGAGAAGUAGCUGCUCUUGAGAUUUCUCUCUACUCCGUGGUACCGGAACAUGGAAGUUCGGCUCAUAAAGUCCACACACCUGCCCGGCGUCUUUCAAGGCUAUAUAUUCAUGCUUGCAAGCACUGGUCUCAGGACAAGAGGGCCACUGUUGCAAAAAACACAGUGUCAGGCCUUGCAUUGAUUGCCAAAUCAUGUGGUAAUGAUGUUCCAAGGUUGACUUUCUGGUUAUCAAACACAGUUGUAUUGAGAGAGAUAAUAUCUCAAACAUUUGGCAAUAUGUCCCUCUUAAAUCCAACCAUGAGAUCUUUUGAGUCAAAUGGUGGUGCAAAGAAAACUGAAGGGAAAUUGACCCCACUAAAAUGGAGGAACAAUGCUGGAAACAGACUGGCAAAAGUUUUUGGUUUUAUGCAGCAGAUAGAUGACUGGCAAGAGACAAGUACACUUACAGCUGCACUGGAAAAGAUCGAAUCUUGGAUCUUUGCCCGAAUUGUGGAAUCAGUAUGGUGGCAGACAUUGACUCCACACAUGCAAUCUCCAGUUGAAGAGAUGUACACAGCUAAAGGAUAUGGAAGAUUGUUGGGUCCCGCUCUGGGUGAUCAACAGCAAGGCAGUUUUUCUAGUAACUUGUGGAAGAGUGCUUUUCAUGAUGCUUUUACCAGACUCUGUCCGGUUCGUGCUGGGGGGCAUGAGUGUGGCUGUUUACCUGUACUGGCAAGAAUGGUGAUCGAACAAUGUGUAUCCAGAUUAGAUGUUGCCAUGUUUAAUGCCAUUCUGCGUGAAUCAGCCAAUGAAAUACCAACAGAUCCUGUAUCAGACCCAAUUGUUGAUCCAAAAGUUCUGCCAAUUCCAGCUGGGGAUUUGAGCUUUGGAUCUGGUGCACAACUCAAAAAUUCUAUUGGGAAUUGGUCCAGAUGGUUGACAGGUCUUUUUGGUAUAUAUGCCGAUGAUUCCAUCAAAUAUGGUCAGCUUGCAGAUGAGGAUGGUGACAGAAGGGAAGGGGCUCCUGAAUCAAAAUCUUUUUGCCUACUUAAUGAGUUGAGUGACCUUUUAAUGCUCCCUAAGGACAUGCUUCUUGAAAGGAGCAUCAGAAAAGAGUUCUGUCCUUCAAUUGGUCUGCCCUUAAUUACACGGAUACUCUGCAACUUCACACCUGAUGAAUUCUGUCCAGAUCCAGUCCCAGGUAUUCUCCUGGAGGAACUGAAUUCUGAGAGCUUGUUGGAACGUCAGUUAUCUGACGAGGACCUGAUCAGCAGCUUCCCAUGUACAGCUGCUCCUGUUGUCUAUUCACCCCCUUCACCAGCUGAUGCUGCAGAGGUGGGUGAUGCUGGUGGGAAAGCCAAGUUGGAUCAGAGGGCAUCAAUGGUCCAGGGAUACACCAGCGAUGAGGAUCUGGAUGAUUUAGAUUCCCCCCUCACAUCCAUCAUGGACAAAACUCCUCCCGUGUCCCCAAUUCUCAGAGAUGUAAACCAGAAAGAAAGUAAACAUGCCAAUGCAAGGUACAAGCUUCUCAGAGAGGUGUGGUCUGUGUGCAUGUGAUUAUAGGCCUUCUUUAUGCAUCUCCGUUUUUGUAAAGAAGGCAUUAGCAACAACAAAGAGGAGAAUUGAGAUAUCAAAAGGCAAUAUAUCAAUGGCAUCAAAGUAUUGAAUAAGGAUGAUCUUAAUCUCUCAAUCUGUUAAGGUGGCAAACCAUAAGACAGAUGAUACUCGGUUAGAUAUCUUGUAUAUCCUUAGCAUUUAAAUUUUGUCAAAUUCCGGUUUGUUCUUGUAGGCAAGAACUACGCAUACGGAUAACAGUCGGAUUGUUUGUUGAACAUGCUUGUAUUUUGUAUAGCCCAUUAUACAAGCUUUAUUUCUUUGUUUUUGGUUGGGAGUGCGAAAUAAAUUCCUUUUUUUUUCUGGUAAGGAAAUAAAUUCUAUUUUACC